AUGUUGCCUCUACCACUGUCCGUGAUAUUCUCCGUUAUACAAAUGGCAUCGUUACAAUGCUCAAAAUCAGGAAUGACACCGAGUGAAAUAGUGGACGCACUUAUGGCAAAUUAUAGCAGAGAAUUGUUGCGAGAUGGAAUCCUUGUAAGUUCUAGAUCAGAGAUACCUCAACCACAGCCUGUACCCGUGCAAGUUGAGGUUACCGUGCAGGAUAUCAUGGAACUAUCAGUUCUGAGUAAUAGCUUCUCGGCUGACAUCUGGUUUAGCUCGAUAUGGCACGAUCAGCGUCUUGCUUUUGAUCAUUUGGAUAGCUGCAGAGCCAACAUGUCAUUUGAUGAUAAGUUUGAAAAGGUAACGAAGAGUUCUACACUUAUUGAGCAGGUCUUCACGCUCAGCUGGUCGAAAUAUUUGUUGCCAUAUGAAAAAUCUGAUCGCGGUCAUAUGUUAUGGUCCCCGAAUGUGUGUAUAGUUAACACGAAAUCGACAACAGUGCAUAUGUCACCAAAGCCGAAUGUCCUGUUGAUGCUCAUGCCGAAUGGAACAAUUUGGCUAAAUUACAGGGUCAAAGUUGAGUCACCAUGUUCGAUGAAUCUUGAGCGGUUUCCUAUUGAUCAACAAGUGUUUGAAAGUUACUCCUACAACACUGCAACGGUAAAAAUUGAUUGGAUGCCUGUUGCGAUUACGGUACUUGACGACAUCAGCCUACCCGAUUUCGACCUAGCGGGCAUCCGCACAUUCAAACAUACGGAGAGUUACAAAGCCGGGGAAUGGUAUCGACUCACAGUUGAGCUGAGGUUCAAACGGCGAUAUGGGUUCUACCUUCUGCAGUUUAGAUCCGGCUUAAGUAGCAAAAUUUCAUGUAAAAAGCCUAAGCCGCCAAAAAAAAUCAGCAAAAGUUUUUCAUCGCCAACAUCUAUCUUCACGAGUUUAUCUCUGAGAAUGUACUUUCCCACCUACAUUUCGGUAUUUAUCUCAUGGAUAGCGUUUUGUAUUGAUACGAAAGCUCUUCCUGCGAGAAUAUUUGGUAACAUUAUUCGUUCUCUUCCACCUGUCUCCUAUAUCAAAGCUAUUGAUAUUUGGAUGUUUACCUGCGUUGCCUUUAUUUUUGCUUCUUUACUUGAACUUGCAUUCGUUGCUUACCAGGAUAAAAAGCUCCUGCUUAAGUCGAACCGCUCUGGUAAUACUCUCUAUGCGAUAUUAUCUUUCAUGAAGUACUUUGAUCCCAUGGCUGGCACUGAUUCGCCAAAAAUGCAGCAUCCGGAGCGUCAUAUAGAACAUUCCAAAACAGACGAUGCCAUGAUGUUAAAUUUCGAAUCAACCGAUGCCUCAACGUUAGAAAAGGAACUUGUCAAACAACGUCGAUCAAAUUAUUUGAAGAGAAGACGAAGAAUACUUGAUUUUGGCAGCCGAGUCGAUCGAAUAUCGUUUUUUGUCUUUCCAACGUCAUUUCUCGCCUUCAAUGUGUUUUACUGGGGUUUCUAUCUACAGGAAGAGCCAACACCAACAAUAGCUUAG
Molecule: messenger RNA, 1515 nt
Organism: Strongylus vulgaris
Lineage: Eukaryota; Metazoa; Nematoda; Chromadorea; Rhabditida; Strongylidae
Source: the annotation of a GenBank genome assembly